Messenger RNA from Cryptococcus amylolentus CBS 6039, 1274 nucleotides. RefSeq lists its product as hypothetical. The record is from RefSeq and is a predicted model, not a curated record. Gene Ontology annotation, molecular function: transcription coactivator activity. Lineage: Eukaryota; Fungi; Basidiomycota; Tremellomycetes; Tremellales; Cryptococcaceae. The transcript is spliced from 7 exons. Gene Ontology annotation, biological process: positive regulation of DNA-templated transcription; regulation of transcription by RNA polymerase II. Gene Ontology annotation, cellular component: DUBm complex; SAGA complex. The coding region runs from base 135 to 1106 and encodes 323 amino acids.
AUCAGCUAUUUCUAAGAGUAUUCUCUUGUCUCUAUAGCCAUAUCGUCUGACAAGGAACAUCUCGACCCAAGGCGCACCGUUUGAGCCAUACCUGACCGGCCACUUGUCCGCCUGCCCACUCCACCCACGCAAUAAUGUCGCUCAAGGACGAGAUCCGGGCAGUCGCCAGCUCGAUGUUUGACGAAAUGCUAGACGACCUCAUCCUCACCACCGCCAUAUCGGCCCAUCGCGAGAUCAAGCGAGGCAGGGCCAUCUGCGGAACAUGUGGUACAAAGUGCAGAAGCCAUGUUCCGGUUCUGCCCUCCAAUCUUGCCAGCUCUUCGAGCUCGGUCCAAGCAUCCCGCGCAGAAGGCUCCGGUAGUUCCUCGCGAGCCCAGACGCCGCAAUUGGCGUCUGAACCUGGUGGACGAACCGGAGGAUACGCCGUGGGACCCGAGAAGGGUACAGGGGGAGCCACAGGGAUAGGGAGUGGUAGCGGAAGGAUGGAUUCGAAUGGCAAUGCCUUCUUCGACUGUCUGGUCUGUUCUAGGCCGAUUGCAUCAAACAGAUACGCUCCGCAUCUCGCCAAGUGCUUGAACUUGGGUGGAUCGACAAGACGAGUGGCGGCAAGGUCUGCGGCUGUAAAGGCCCGAUUAGGGACAGGCCACGAUCGGUCCAGUCCAUCGCCCUAUCUGGGGAGCGACGGCGGCGAGUGGACCUCUGAUGCCGACAGUACCUCUAGCAAGAAGAAGAAGACCGCAAAUGGUACAGGCAAGAGGAACAUCUCUCCGACCAAGCCUGCGCCCAAAACCAAAAAGGCCAAGCUCGCCUCUGCUCCUACCACUCCUGCCUCUACACCCCAAUUCCCUCGCCAAGCCCUGCCCCCUUCUAAACUUGGGCGCCCCCCGACAAACCGUCAACCCACAUUCAACUCCUCUCCUGUUUCUUCCCCGGAAAAGUCUGUCAUAUCUGUUGCGAGCUCUUCCACUGGCGGAGGGGGAGGAGGGGGAGGGGGAGGAAUGACUGGGUUGAAGACCUUGCCGGGGGUCAGGAACGACGACAGUGAAUUCUUGCCAGCUGCUGCUGCUGGUGACGACUCUAGCGAGGCUGCCGACGACGAUUACUAGGCUUGACCGUCUUUGUUCUCAGCCUUGCUCAUUUCUCUCCCUGUGCCAUAAGCCAUGCCCUGAAACGACCGCCUGUUGAUUGAUUGUGACCAUCUGACUGCUGCAUACUAUCUACCCUUCUGAACGAGCAGAUAUCUAUCCGAGAACAUGUAUUGCAUAUAUUCCGUG